AUGUCUGUAUCGGGCUUUGCGAGGCGUGCGUUGUGCAAGAUACCUUCUGCAACGCGAAGCCUGGCAUCGGUGGCAUCGUCGACUCCUCCUAACCCACAUACAGUGAGGCCCUUUGAAGUCUUCAACCGUCACGCGAAGCGCCUGCAGAAAGACCGUGCAGCAUCCAAGGCUGAUGGGGCGGCUAGUAGAACUGUUGACUACGUCCGAGAGGAGAUAGCGGACUCUCUGGUGGAGCGAUUCCUGGACAUAAAAAGAAGAUUUGAAACCGUUCUUGAUCUUGGAUCAGGCCCUGGGCAUUUUUCCAAGCUCCUUGAGAGGGAAGUGACUUCUAAGGUCAUCAUGCUCGAUUCUUCCUCGAAGAGUCUUCGUAGAGAUGAUGAUAGCGAGUUCGAUGCUGAGGUAGAGCGCAUCCAUGGGGACGAGGAGCGAUUGCUGGAGGUUAUACCUCGCAAUUCGCAAGAAGCGGUGGUCUCAUGUCUUAGCCUUCACUGGGUUAAUGAUUUGCCAGGAGUGUUAGUCCAAAUCAAAGAGGCCCUCAAGCCUGACGGUGUAUUUCUUGGCGCUAUGCUAGGUGGGGAUACGCUAUAUGAACUUCGAACGUCAUUGCAGUUGGCUGAAGUUGAGCGCGAAGGUGGAAUCUCACCUCAUGUCUCACCGAUGACUGACACCAAGGAUAUGACAAAUUUGCUGGGUCGAGCUGGCUUCAAUCUUUUGACCGUGGACGUUGACGAACUCAAGGUCAACUACCCCAGCAUGUGGGAGUUGAUGGACGACUUGAGGGACAUGGGUGAAAGCAACGCUAUCACGAAUCGGCGACAUUUCAUACAUCGAGACACCAUAGCAGCUGCCUCUGCCAUUUACAAAGAAAUGUAUGGUAACGAUGACGGUUCAGUUCCGGCAACUUUCCAAGUGAUUUAUAUGAUUGGAUGGAAACCCGCACCGACACAACCCAAGGCCCUGGAGAGAGGCUCGGGCCAGACGAACCUCAAAGAUAUCCUAUAAGCUGCUUGUUCGCCUAAAUUUUGGCGAUCUGUAUACAACUAUGAUAACCAUAAUUUGCCCUCGCCUGUGCAUGUAACCCGAGUUCGGGGUUAGGUGCAUGUCUCC
This is a messenger RNA of Punctularia strigosozonata HHB-11173 SS5, 1107 nucleotides long. RefSeq names its product S-adenosyl-L-methionine-dependent methyltransferase. Gene Ontology annotation, cellular component: mitochondrion. The transcript has 10 exons. The coding region runs from base 1 to 1002 and encodes 333 amino acids. Lineage: Eukaryota; Fungi; Basidiomycota; Agaricomycetes; Corticiales; Punctulariaceae. The record is from RefSeq and is a predicted model, not a curated record. Gene Ontology annotation, biological process: mitochondrial respiratory chain complex I assembly.